Melitaea cinxia (Glanville fritillary) is the source of this 1967-nucleotide messenger RNA. RefSeq names its product octopamine receptor beta-2R (gene OAR2). Gene Ontology annotation, molecular function: octopamine receptor activity. Bases 641 to 1801 code for a protein of 386 amino acids. The record is from RefSeq and is a predicted model, not a curated record. Gene Ontology annotation, cellular component: membrane. Gene Ontology annotation, biological process: adenylate cyclase-activating adrenergic receptor signaling pathway. Lineage: Eukaryota; Metazoa; Arthropoda; Insecta; Lepidoptera; Nymphalidae. The transcript has 8 exons.
CGCGCUUACCAGCGUAGCGCCCGGGUCAGUCGUUCGCGGAUCGUCGUCGAGCGUGUACGCGUUGUAGUUGCGUUUUAAAAUGGAUGAGUAAAAAUCCGAUUGUCGCAAGAUGAUCACACUAUUUUUGUCUCACGAUCUGAAACGCUUAAGUGUAUUAUGAAUUAAUGGUGACAGUGGGGAAUUUCAUCGAAUGUUCGAGAGUGUUAGUGAUAUUAUAAGAUAUAUUUUUUUAUCGUGUUAGAAAAUAAAUCGACGCAGAUUGAGACGUACGUCUAUACAUCAACGGCGGGACUGACGUCUGAUUCAGCGGUAACAACAACAAAUUGACAGAAGAGUAACAGAGGGCGUCCAUCUUAGAAAUAUCAGAUAAUGUAACGGAAGAAACAAAAAGUACAUUGAAACAUUUAAAAAAUGAAGGUUUUAUAAUUGAAAAUGUAUGUGAAAAGAAUAGUGGAAAUAGCAUCAAAGACUGUUAAGAAGAAAAGGAUGAAGAAUUUGACUAAUGACUUUCUGAAAUCAAAUCAAUAACCGACCUAGUUAGAAUGAAAGUUAAAAAGGUAUCUAGUGCACGGACCGAGGCAGUUUGUGAUAAUAUAACUGAAGUAAGGAAAGACAAACGGGAAAGAUAAGACUGCCCCUUAUGGAUCAAGUAAACGUUACCCGGAACGAGACGAGCAACGCGACGGGCGUGGAAGAUCAAGAAUGGACGCAGGCGGUGAUGUUCAGACUGCGAACGGCAGUACUGCUGCUGAUAGUGAUAAUGGCUGUGCUGGGUAACCUAUUGGUCAUUGUCAGCGUUAUGCGGCAUAGGAAACUUCGCGUCAUAACAAACUACUUCGUGGUAUCCCUCGCUUUUGCUGACAUACUCGUCGCAAUGGUCGUAAUGCCUUUCAACUUUAGCGUGCAGUUUUACAAUGAAUGGAUCUUCGGUCCCGUCAUCUGCGAUCUCUGGAACUCUUCAGAUGUUUACUUCACAUCGACAUCGAUAUUGCACCUGUGCUGUAUAUCAGUGGACAGAUAUUACGCUAUAGUAAAACCUCUAAAAUAUCCGAUAAAGAUGACAAAAAAGAUGGCAUUUGUAAUGUUAGCAGCAACAUGGCUCAGUCCUAUAACGAUAUCGUACGCCCCGAUAUUCAUGGGUUGGUACACAACCAGUGAAUACAUGAGGACGAGAGAACUAAACCAAUGCGAAUUUAAAGUUAAUAAGCCCUACGCAGUCAUAUCUAGCUCGAUAUCAUUCUGGAUACCAUGCACCAUCAUGGUAUUUACCUAUCUCGCUAUAUUCAAGGAAGCGAAUCGUCAAGAAAAAGCUCUCCAUGCAAGAGCUGGUAACGCAAUGCUCAUGCAUCGUCAUUCAAGAGAAGUUGGUGAUAAAAACGGCGCAUUACACAUCAAUGCCACAACCCCAACUAAAGACAGGAAUAUUCUGAAAAUGAAACGAGAACACAAAGCGGCAAGGACUUUGGGUAUAAUUAUGGGCGCGUUUAUCCUCUGCUGGCUGCCAUUCUUCUUGUUCUAUUUGUCCACAUCGUUGUGCGAUUCGUGUACAUAUCCCGAAGUUGUGACUGUUAUCAUGUUUUGGACUGGUUACUUCAAUUCAGCGUUAAAUCCGAUAAUUUACGCGUAUUUCAAUAGAGACUUUCGGAAUGCUUUUAAGAACACGUUGGCUUGUGCGUUUUGUAGCUUUUGUCGGCGAAGCGCAUCCGAUUCGGAGGCAAUGGAACGGCUGGAUAGGAGAGGAUCAGCUCAAUUAAGAGUACCUAUCCCUUCAAGAAGGGCGUCUGACCUAGCGUCCCUUUGAAUAUCACCGAACUUUCAUCAAGUGACAGCCGUUUGACAGGCCUAGUGUUUCAACGAAAAAUGAUGUAUAUAUUCUGUAAAUGACUGAUGAUCUAAUCCAUGUGAUGUAUCAACUGUAAAUAUCUAUACUGAAGUAUGUUUAUCAAUGGUGGUUCUAUAUGAUUAUG